AUGGACGAUGAAACUGAGUUUCAUGCUCUGGUUUCAUGUCCUUUUCCUGCUCAGUGUUGGCAGGUGGUGCUUCUUGGUUUUUCUGCUGCAAAUAUCACUGAUUUUACAACCUGGUUUGAUCGGAUUUGUGCUUCUUUCAGCAAUGAAAAACGGGGUGAGAUUGCCAUGAUUUGUUGGUCUUUAUGGGGGGCGAGGAACGAUCUGGUUUGGCAAGGUAAAAGACGCACGGUGGUAAGUGUUGUGUCUGCAGCUUCUCAAUAUUUUGUGCAAUGGAAGAAUACUCAAGAUAAGUCGAACAUUGCUCAUUAUCCCUCAAAUAUUGCAGGUGAUGGGGUGGUUUCUUGGGUUAAGCCUAUUGAGAAUGUACUCAAAAUCUUAGUUGCAGCAACUUUUGACCACAGUUCAUCAUAUGGUUUCGGGUUGGUGGCAAGGGAUCACAAUGGGUAUUUGGUGGAGGCCAAAACAGUCUAUCGCAGGGGUACAAUGGCACCAGAUAUGGCUUAA
Cannabis sativa is the source of this 504-nucleotide messenger RNA. RefSeq lists its product as uncharacterized. The transcript has a single exon. Bases 1 to 504 code for a protein of 167 amino acids. The record is from RefSeq and is a predicted model, not a curated record. NCBI's taxonomy places the organism in Eukaryota, Viridiplantae, Streptophyta, Magnoliopsida, Rosales, Cannabaceae.